AUAACAGGAGGGUUUAGCGCGCCAGUUGCACGCUCGACACAUAACGGUGUGUAUCUGUUCCUUCUCGCGCAUAAAUUCAACGUGACAAUACGAAAACGAAGUCAGUAAUCAAAGUCGAAAUCGAAGAAAAAGGAAGAAGAAGAAGAAGAAGAAGAAGAAGAGACGGAGGAGGAGGAGGAGGAUAAACUGGCGCAGGGCCAAGGAGGAUUCAACAAUAUAAAGAUCACCGAUCGAGCGUCAUUCUUGAUUACUCGCUCGUGCAACGUCGUCUCAAGUGCAGUGUCGGUGCAUCUCUCUUUCUUUUUUCUUCUCCCUCUCUCUCUCUCUCUCUCUCUCUCUCUCUUCCUUUUUUCUCUCUCUCUUUUCUUUUUUUCCUCUCUAUCUCUCUAUUAUCCUAUUUCAAAUAGAAUCCGAAAAAAAUCACUUUUAUUAAUCAUAUAUAUAUAUAUAGAAAUUAUAAAUAAUGACAGAGAAAGAAAGAGUCAAAGUGAUUGAGUGACUAAGUGAGAGAAAAAGAGAGACAGAGAGAUAAAGAGAGAGAGAGAGAGAGAGAGAGAGAGAGAGAGAGAGAGAGAGAGAGAGAGAGAGAGAGAGACGAGAAGAUGCGUUAAUCUUUAAUCGUGAUAAUUUUAUCCGAUUAAUCAAUCAGUGAAUUGACAAGUGUUGAAAUUAUCCGUGAAAGAAGAAAAAAGAAAUAAAGAGAGAGAGAGAGAGAGAGAGAGAGAGAGAGAGAGAGAAAGAGUGAACACAUCGUACAGAUCGUGAGUUGUUUUCCCACAAAUUCAAUAUUUUCAACGCUUCCUCGAAAGUCCUCAGGUUGAAUGAAAAAGAUGACUCGCAAGGCAAACUUCCAGGGACGAUUGAUCCUGAUUCUAGCAUUAAUAACGGCAUGUAUGACGAUCGUCCAAUCGACGAAGACAAAAGAAGAAAAGAUCGAUAUUGACAAUGAUAGUAGGGAAAAAAGACACGUAGGAAUCACUGAAGUACCGUCCACCGAUCGAGGAGAACGAUCUACUAAUAUACCAAACAUUCGAGUUUUCAACAAGUCAUCAUCGAGUAGUAAAAGCAAUGAGAUAAGCUCAGAAACAGGAAGGAAAGUGUCCCAUAGACUGAUCGGAGGUCAUUUGAGAGAUGACAGGGUAAAAAAAUUAUGCGAUGUGAAAGAUGAGGAUAUGUUAGCGUCGUCGGUUGGUAAUGGUAAAGAAACAAAAAGUUCACUUCGUAGUGACGACGACGACGAAAGGAAAACUCUGUCACAACAGGUAAAGGAGGGUAAAUAUGGUCUGAUACAAAAUGAAAUAUACGAAAAUGAGGAUAAACCGAGGCGACCGGGUAUCAUAAGUUAUCUCGAUAAUCCCGAGGUACCGAGGGAUACCAUUGAAAAUCUCGGUGGUCUUGACGAGGAUGAAAUAUGGUUGGCGGAAAAUCAUUUGCUUGUAUUAAAGGGCGGUAAUUUUCCGGGACUUGGUCCAACAAAUCGGCCGUCGUUUUAUCCGUCGAAUAAGAACAAAGAAAAGUGGCCACCGAUCGAUAAUUAUCAAGCACCUAAAAGACAGGUCAAAAUACCGUCUAAACCAAAAGUACCACCACCAUUUCCUGUACAGCUUAAGGAUGGAGGACCGAUACAGAUUAUUGGGAUCAAUGGUAGUACAGAGAUCGAAAAUGUUACGUUAGAUCGAACAAUGGAUCCUUUUUAUGGGAAGGGAGGUAUUUUACCAGGGGAUGGACCGUUCUUUACGAUAACAUCAAACGGUACAAUCGUCGUACCAGAUUUUGAUUAUCCUUUUAAUUCUACGACGGAUGAUGUUAAAGGAUCAACCGUUACAAAUGACGAUGGAAAAAAUAUCAAAUCCGAGGAACCACCGAUUUUCUAUCAUGCAAUACCACCUGGCGCUGUAUUUGUACCACCACCAAGCAAUCGUUCCGAUUACGAUGACGAGGAUCAAUCGAUAUAUUAUCCACCACCGUAUAGCUUUUAUUAUCCGCAAGAUAAUACUACGUCAGUACCACCAGGUCCUUUAGUACCUGGUAUCAUUUUACCACCACCGCCAGACUUCUUCUCAUCACUCGAGGAAAAGAAAACUACGACGAAGAAAUAUACUAAACGUCCAGGCACCUCGAUGCUUCCAAAAUCAAGACCGACUUAUCUUCCACCGAGAAAGCUUACAACGAGAAAACAAUGGGAAAGUACGACGGUCGUGCCAAGAAUAAGUACAACGCAAUUGCCACGUACGAGAAUAUACAAUUCAUCGAUGUUAAAGAAUUUAACGGGAACACCCGUUACAAGGAUUCGUCCAAGUACCGUACCUUACGAAGAAGUUACAACUGUUAUACCAGAAAUACGAUCUACUUUAAGAAAUAAUAAUAAAUAUUACGGCGUUAGUUCAUUGAUUGGAAAUAGAGUGAUCGAAACUAGUACAGAAGAUAAGGUUCAAACGUGGCCCAGAUCGACCAAUAGCAAAUCUCUUCCGGUAUUGACUUAUUAUGCUUCAACGACACCUUCGUCAAUCGAUGAAUCCGUGGAAGUGACACCAGCUUCUAUUAAGAACGUUAUAACGACCGAACAACCAGUACAAUUACCGAACAGAGCAUCAUAUUAUUUCUACGAAGAAUCUAAUGAUGGUAACGUUGCUAGUACCGUAGAAUCGGCACCAGUUUAUUAUCAGACUACUACGGAAUCCCCUUAUUAUAAACUCGAAACACUUUCUCAACAAUCAAGAGACGAGAAACCAUAUUAUAGAAUCGAAACUAAUUCACCAAAGGAUAUCUCUUCAUCGAGAGAUUAUAAUGUCAAACUGAUAGAUGCCCUUGUUGAUAAUCCUCAAAUAUUUCAAUAUAGAGGUUCCGAAGAUUCGUCUACGAAAUAUGAUUCAACAUUGGAUAGAGAUCAAGGCGAACGAUUAUUGGCGGAUCAGGCUCCGAUCUAUUAUCAAACGAUAACACCUCGUCCGUCUUUAUCAUUACAACGAUCCUAUUACACUACACCAAAAUCUUCUUCUAGGUAUUAUCAAGAAUCGAAAGAACGAGUUGACAAUAGACAAGAUACAAUAUCUAAACCAAUUUAUCAAUACAGUUUCGAAGUAACUGAUUAUUCGAGGAGAGAUCAGGAUCAACGACCUUAUUAUAGACAACAAAAUGAACGUGUCACGUACGAUUAUCAAACAGUUAAAUCUAAUAACAAUCAACGAUAUAAUUAUGAGAACGAUCAACCGGAUAAGGUACCUUACAAAAUUCAAAGUCACAUAUAUCCAUCUACGACUGGUCGAUCAACGUUAAACGUUACUCCUAAUCCUCAGCAUGCAUAUUUCACGCGACAAGAGGAAAGACUUUUGGACGACGUUACGAAAGAAUACUUUACGAUAUUUGGUAAGAAAAUUAAUGGAAAGGAAACACAAAGUACUACGCCGAUUUAUAACAAGGCCAAUCAUGUUACGGAGAAACCCAAUUACAAUGUUAAUAGAUAUGUAUCAAAUGAUUAUAAUGUACCACCGGAGAUUACUUAUAGAGAUCAGUUAUAUUACGAUAACGAUGCACCACCACCACCACCACCACCAAAUCUAGAAAGUGAUACACGCGUUAAUUAUCGCCGACCUUUACCACCUAUCAAUCCAGACAGCGAAUUUAUUGAAGUAUUCGAUCCAAAACAACGUGGACAACCGUAUGUUCAACAAGAACCAACAAUUUCCCUUAAGGACGAUAUACUUGUUAAUUAUCGUAAUCCAAGGCCAUCGAUAAAUCCCGAUGCCGAAUUUAUUCAUCCUAUUUCUAUACCUAAUCAAGGUUCUGUUAAUACUGAAAAAAAUAGUGCAUACUUUGCUUAUAGAUUACCAGGCGACGGUGGUCAUUUUUAUUUCCUUACGCCUCAAGCGAUUAGGCAAGAACAAAAUGGAGGAGAUAGUGGUAGUAAUGAUAAUGACGAUGACGGUGAUGGUGGUGGUGGUGGUGAUGGUGGUGGUAGUGAUGGUUAUUACUAUCCAAAGCCAAAAGGUCCGAAGCUUUUACGACGUAGACGAAAUCUUUAUAACGUAUAAUAAGCGUUUCUUUUAAUUCUUAGUUAAAAAUUCAAUUAGGCAGUUGUCCGAUGCCAUAUGUAUUAGAAUGUUACAAGUGCCGAGAAGAUGAUGCGUGUCAUAAACGUGCGAUCGAAACUUUCGGAAUAUUUAUUAUCUUUCUGUAAAUAUCAGGAUAUUAUAUAAGUUAAGAUAGUUAUUAGGCAUUAAAACCUUUAAGUUAUGCAAUCUAGUUAAUCAUUUCCUUUCAUUAUUAUUGACAUGGAUUAACGAGAUGUUAUUUCCUCCCCGCCCCCCCCCCCCGCCCCCGUGCGAAGCUAAGUACAUAGAACGCCGAGCGAUUGACCGAAAUGUACUUGCGCAUUGUCUGUGAUUGCAAUGUAUACUUAUACACGUACAAGAUUGUAUAUGUACGUUACGAUAAAUAAAUUGCGGGACACAUCGUA
Vespa crabro (European hornet) is the source of this 4456-nucleotide messenger RNA. RefSeq lists its product as uncharacterized. The transcript is spliced from 2 exons. The coding region runs from base 822 to 4031 and encodes 1069 amino acids. The record is from RefSeq and is a predicted model, not a curated record. NCBI's taxonomy places the organism in Eukaryota, Metazoa, Arthropoda, Insecta, Hymenoptera, Vespidae.